CGUUCAUUCAUAUUUCAUUCAUUCUCACAGACCACAUCUCACUUAUCCCUUCCAAGAAUUUGUAAUCUUUAUUCUAAAACACAGGGGGAGAGGAGGAGCUUGAAAUCCAUACAUGGCGUUGAGUUCUUCUACUUCGUUUAUGAAUCUUAAAGAUAUCAGAAAUACAAAACAUUCUGAUGAGUCCUCGUCCGGGAUGGUUUGUUUUGCGCAAAUGAAGCCAUCAUGCAGUCUCCGGGCAAGGAGCUCGAUGCCAGAUCCCAGCCAACACUUCCCCGAGAACUCAGCUAUUGAAUUUGGAAGAGAUCAGCAAGCAGAGAAGUUUCACGGGUCAUCCCGGCCACAUAGCAAAACAGAGUCAAGGGUGCCGGUUUUUGUGAUGCUGCCACUUGACACGGUCUGCUCUGGAGGACGCUUGAGCAAGCCGAAGGCGAUGAAUGCUAGUCUAAAGGCCUUGAAAAUGGCAGGAGCGGAAGGGGUAAUGGUGGAUGCGUGGUGGGGUUUGGUGGAGAAAGAUGGACCUUCACAGUACAACUGGGAGGGUUAUGCUGAGCUUGUGAAUUUGGUUCAACGAAAUGGCUUGAAGAUCCAAGUUGUUAUGUCUUUUCAUCAGUGUGGAGGAAAUGUGGGCGACUCUUGCAGUAUUCCAUUACCUCCAUGGGUGCUUGAAGAAAUGAGCAAAAAUCCCGAUCUUGUCUACACUGACAUAUCAGGGAGGAGGAAUCCAGAGUAUAUCUCAUUGGGUUGUGAUUCACUACCAGUGCUUAGAGGAAGAACACCCAUUCAGGUCUAUUCUGACUACAUGAGGAGCUUCCGUGAAAGGUUUCAGAAUUACCUUGGAAACGUCAUAGAGGAAAUUCAGGUAGGAUUGGGGCCGUGUGGAGAGCUGAGAUAUCCAGCUUACCCAGAGAGCAAUGGAACAUGGAAUUUCCCUGGAAUCGGAGAAUUCCAAUGCUAUGAUAAGUACAUGAGGGCCUCACUGGAAGCAUCAGCAGAGGCAGCAGGAAAUAAAGACUGGGGAAAAGGUGGACCUCAUGAUGCUGGGCACUACAAUCAAUUUCCUGAAGAUACCGACUUCUUCAGAACAGAUGGAACAUGGAACAGCAAAUACGGGGAAUUCUUCCUCAAAUGGUAUUCAGGAAAGCUUAUUGAGCAUGGUGAUAGAAUUCUAUCAGCUGCCAGAGGAGUAUUUCAAGGAACAGGAGCUACACUAUCUGCAAAAAUAGCUGGAAUUCACUGGCACUACACAACAAGAUCUCAUGCAGCAGAACUAACAGCAGGCUACUAUAAUACAAGGAACCACGAUGGUUACCUUCCACUAGCACGAAUGCUGAGUAACCAUGGGGUGGUAUUGAACUUUACAUGCAUGGAGAUGAGAGAUAGAGAACAGCCAGAGCAUGCAAAUUGCUCCCCCGAAGGUUUAGUCCGCCAAGUAAAAAUGGCAACAAAAUCUGCAGGAACUGAACUUGCUGGCGAGAAUGCACUAGAGAGGUAUGAUGGAGGAGCAUUUGCACAAGUUCUAGCAACAAGCAGAUCAGAUUCUGGAAAUGCAUUGAGUGCAUUUACCUAUCUAAGGUUGAACAAGAACUUGUUUGAAGCAGAAAAUUGGAGACAUUUGGUGGAAUUUGUGAAGAGCAUGCAAGAAGGUGGUCGGGACAUGAGAGUACCGGAAAUUGAUACACGCAAGACAGAUCUUUAUGUGCGAUUUAUCAGUGAGAAGAAUGUGCGCAGUAAGGAAGCUGCCAUUGUGUAAACAUACAAUUGUAUUUGUGUACAAUAAUGCAUAGUGUAGUGUCCUGUAUCAGUAUCAACUAUCAAGGGAACGUGGCGAAACAUAUGAAGCAUAUAAUACAUUAUAGACUGUAUGUGGUACUGCGGUAUAAAUUUAUACAUGUAUAACUAGGAGAGCUCUGAACACUUUCAUGACAGGAAACAUAUCUUACUAGAAAAGAUACUGUGUUCAUCCUGCUCAUAGUGUUACAAUGAAGCACAUUUUUUGGGGAUUUUUUACCCAUGAAAGUAUGAAGAUUUUACAACUUGUUUACAGA
Daucus carota subsp. sativus is the source of this 2045-nucleotide messenger RNA. Its product is annotated as beta-amylase 3, chloroplastic. NCBI's taxonomy places the organism in Eukaryota, Viridiplantae, Streptophyta, Magnoliopsida, Apiales, Apiaceae. The transcript has 3 exons. Bases 113 to 1750 code for a protein of 545 amino acids. The record is from RefSeq and is a predicted model, not a curated record. Gene Ontology annotation, biological process: polysaccharide catabolic process. Gene Ontology annotation, molecular function: beta-amylase activity.